AUGGCAUCCUCGGCCCAAAAAGCAUCGCAAGAGGAGACGCCGUUCCUGACACACGACGUCGACGAUGGCUCCAUGUCGCUGCCGGGACCGAGGGGCAUGAACGGAACGGGAAAGGCAAAGCGGAGAGUACACGACCGGAUUUGGCCACUGCACCUGCUGCACGCCGCCAUAUGCCUCGCAACGCUGCUCGCAGUCUUUGUCGGAGGCUGGCAGGCUGCAUCUGCCCGGCACCCCGAAACCGCGGCGGUGGCAAGAAGCGGAUGGGAGAAGCCAGUGUCUCGACGAUGGAUGCCGGAUCGAGACUUUGACCCCGUCAUGGGCCAGCACACGGAAAUUAGCGACGCUGCGUGGGACACGAUGCAUUCCCGCUACGUAGGCAUCGAAGACCCAGCAAAAGAAGGCUACCCUCCCACGUCGCCGGCGCCAGAGUACGGAAACGUCAGCGCCUACGCAGUCUCGGCUUUCCACCAGCUCCACUGCCUACGCACAAUCCGCAGCGCCUGGUUCGCGGUGCUCGAGCGCGGCCCUUCGGUGCUGGAUGACCCGUCAGGCGUGCCGGGCCACCCGUCGACGAAGAAGGCGCUAGGACCGCACAUCACCCAUUGCUUCGACUACAUCCGGCAGGCGCUCGUGUGCUUCGCCGACGGCACGCUCGAGCCGUUUUUGGAAGAGGACGGGGUCACGCUGCAGCCCCGUGGGUCCAGCGGAUGGGGAGUGACGCAUCAAUGCCGGGACUAUGAUAGCCUCGUCGACUGGGCGCAGGAGAGGGCCAUCUUUCAGGGCUUCGGAUGCCACGACCCGCUUUUGACGCCGCCGGGAUCGCCGGAAGCAAAGGGCGGCGGCCGGCAGUCCAUCUUCUUCCGCACGUCUGUGGCGCUGGCCUACAUCUGCGUCGGCCUGAUCAUCGGCUACCUCUGCCGCAACCCCGAGCCCACCCUCUCCGCCUACGGCAUCGUGCCCGCACGCCCCGUGCCCGACGACAUCUUCACCGCCCGCCACGAGCUCGAGUUCCGCCCGGACUGGGACUUCAUCGGCAACUCGGACGCCGUGGACAAGCACUGGCGCGAUCUUCUCGGAGCAGAAACCGACUCCGUCUUCGCCGACGAGCAUGCGGCCGAAGAGGAGCGUUUUGGCGCGGCGGCAGCGGCGUAUCGCCCUAACGAGUACGUGCUGACCCCGCUGCGCCAGCUGCGGUGCCUGAACACCAUCAGGCUGCGUCUGGGGGCUGGGGGCGACGCCACUGACGCCAGCGGCGGCAAGACCAUGACCGAGUACUGUUUGGAGUAUCUGCGGCUGACCACCGUGUGCGGCGAGCACUGGACCGUCGAGCCUCGGCUGCUGCCCGGGUCGGCGGAGGCGGGGGGCGAGCUGUACGCGGCGCACUUUGGAUGGGGCCUGAAGCACAGCUGCGUGGACUGGGGGGGCCUGGAUCGCUGGCGGAGGGAUCGCGCGGAAAAGCUUAACACGACUCGGCGGCUGUAG
This is a messenger RNA of Diplodia corticola, 1482 nucleotides long. RefSeq lists its product as uncharacterized. The transcript has 5 exons. The record is from RefSeq and is a predicted model, not a curated record. Gene Ontology annotation, biological process: mycotoxin biosynthetic process. Bases 1 to 1482 code for a protein of 493 amino acids. Lineage: Eukaryota; Fungi; Ascomycota; Dothideomycetes; Botryosphaeriales; Botryosphaeriaceae.